CCGACAGUUGAUACAGGGACAUGCACCAUUGUCUUGAGAUCCCUGAGCUCGUGGAGGAAAUCUUUCUUUAUCUUAAUGCCAAGACGCUGGCAUCGCUCGCGCGCACAUGCAAAUCGCUCCGUGAGCCGGCUUUGGAUGAACUCUACUGCGAGACCAUGAACUUGGGGGAUCUCUUUGGCGGAAUGAGGUUGGGCAUCAGUUCGGCGGGAGAGUAUCAAGAUGUUAAUGCACGGGCGCAUAUUCGGCCAGCUGCCCGUCAAACCCAGGAUGUUCUUGAGGGUUCCAUGUCCCAGAAAAUACUCGCAAAUGUGGCCAGGCGGUAUGACUGGCGACCUUUCUUGAGGCUUUCUUCUAGGGUCAAUGUUCUACACCUCAUCAGUCCCGAUUUUGGGGAGUCUUCAAUUCGAACACCUCCGAUACACUACGGCAUACUCAAUGCGGCACUAUCCUACACCCCGGGCGAGUCGGUGUUGUUCCCAAGUUUGAGACACUUGUAUAUCGACCCGAGCAAUCUAAACACCAUUGUUGCCGGUAGCUCACGCACGGCAUCAUUGGCAUAUUUCCUCGUCCCCACCCUUCUUGAUAUCACCUUCGAGGGAAUGGUGCCAGGCGGAACCAUCAGAGUCAUCAGUCAACGAUGCCCAGCUCUCAGAUCCCUCCAUCUUUCAAAUAGCUCUCUCUCUAUCGUACCUGGCGACGGCUGUACCCUUUCUCAGCUCUCAGAAGCUUUUUCGAGGAUGCAAACGCUCGUGUCCAUCACUAUGCAACCCCCAAGUGGUGCUAGCUACAACGAGUGGCUGGCUGCUAUCGCGCAUGCUCCGUGCUUGCGAACACUCCAGAUAGACAUGGGAACCAUACAGGUUACCGUUACGAACCAACACCAUCGCAUUGUGUUCCCUUCUCUUACCAGUCUCUGCGUGUCCGCAUGGACGUAUUCGGCCGUCUGCCAACUCUUUGAUGGAACAUACAACUUCAGUUCUGUGACACAAAUCAGUCUGGAUACGUUGGCUUCUGCCCGUAAUGCUCUGACGAGCUUCGUUGGGAUUAUCGCAGAGACGCUGUCUCCAGAACGCGUGACAAGAAUAUCCAUCUCUACCCAGUCAAGAAUUCAGAGGGGAGAAUUUCCCACGAUGGAUGAUAUACGACCUCUUUUCAUAUUUUCCAGCCUCACGGACCUUCGCAUCGAUUCACCACGAGCACCUGUCAUGGAUGAUACCGGUCUCGAGUACCUGUCCCUAGCAUUUCCUCGCCUCCGUACCUUUCAUUACUCAUGGAAACCCCGCGAAGAUGACCAUCUACUCCAGACCAUCACAUUUUCAGGGAUACGCACAAUCAUCGCCAACUGCCGUGAGCUCCAGGACGUUUACCUUAUCGUUGACGCUCGCGUCUCUCAUAAUCCGCCUCUCGAGUAUAUAACAAUGGUGGAACCGCACAUCUCGCGUGUAACGCGGCUGUCCCUGGAGGCCUCCCCGAUCGAUGAUGUGGCAUACACAGUUGCGUGUAUCAGGGCGCUGUUCCCGUACCUUGUGAACUUCUUGGCCCAAGGCUCGGACGCUGAGGCGAAGGUAAUUUGGAAAGAGGUCCACUCGGAGCUUUGGUGCCGACGAGAGCGGCAUAAUCAAGGCCGAGAACCAAUGAUGGCUUCAUCCUGAGCAAACAUGUAUAGAUAUGUAUAUCAGAUGUCCGCUAUUCACCUUAUUGGCUUCGCAGUAGAUCUAGCGAGGAAUUUUAUGACGG
Molecule: messenger RNA, 1737 nt
Organism: Coniophora puteana RWD-64-598 SS2
Lineage: Eukaryota; Fungi; Basidiomycota; Agaricomycetes; Boletales; Coniophoraceae
Exons: 2
Coding region: 21-1652 (543 amino acids)
Molecular function (GO): protein binding
Source: RefSeq, a predicted model, not a curated record